Paramecium tetraurelia is the source of this 2205-nucleotide messenger RNA. RefSeq lists its product as uncharacterized. Gene Ontology annotation, cellular component: cytosol; nucleus. The transcript has 7 exons. NCBI's taxonomy places the organism in Eukaryota, Ciliophora, Oligohymenophorea, Peniculida, Parameciidae. Gene Ontology annotation, biological process: protein deubiquitination. The record is from RefSeq and is a predicted model, not a curated record. Gene Ontology annotation, molecular function: cysteine-type endopeptidase activity; cysteine-type deubiquitinase activity.
AUGAAAAACGAUGAAAAACUUUAUUAGAACAUUCAGAAAAGAUUGGAAGGCAGGCUAGAUUUCACCAACAAAAAUGAUGAUAUAAGAAAUUUGUUAAUUGAAUGCAAUAAAAUUUAGGAUAAUGAAUAAGGCUAUAAAAGCAUAAAUCUGAUAUUUUAAGCAAUCCAAAAAUCAGGACAGAAAGUUUAGCUUUCUGAUUCGGAUCAAAUUCAAAUAGUUAAAUCCUGCAAAUCCUUAGCAAUCCUCGGUUUCCUUUACAAUUAGGAUUAAAUCAAAUUAUAAAAUAAAGAGAAGGAAUUCAGAGAAAAUAUCAGAUAUCAGAUUGAUGAACUUCAAAUACAAGGCAGUUUAGAAAAAGCCUUCUUAUUUGAUGUUGCAAUCAAGUGCGACAACAAAGAAUAGUUUAUAGAAAUUAGCACAAUAAUUAAACUAAUAGUGAAUGUCCUAAUAUAUUUUGGAUCUGAUUCGUUUCAUUUCACUUAAAUCUUUGAUGUCAUCAUCAACGCUUUGUUACUUACAGGAAAUAACACAACCAUCGGAAAAGAUCAUCAGCUAUUAUCAAUUUUAGACUAAUUGCAAAAAUUACUUGAAGAGACAACCUCACCUUAUUUGUGGACCAUAAUAUUGGAGUCUAUAUUGAAUGCCUCUAGACACACGGAUAAACCCACAGAUUUUGUGCAACCUAAUCUGAUAGCAAGAAUCAUAUUGUCCAAAAUUCCAUUUAUUAAUGAUCUCUUUAAUUAUUUUGGUAAAUACUUGGGGAGAUGUUAUAAAUUUGAAUAUAAGAUGUUCCAAUCUAUGCUAUAUUUUGGUGUAACAGAAUCAACACUUGAUAUGAUAUUACGAUUCAGCAAAUAUUUUGUCAAAAAUUAUCAAACAGAAAUAUUAAUAGAAAUGAGAAAGAAUCUUAUACCAAAACUCAUAAAGUAUAUGAAAGCUACUAAUUAUUUUGAUUAAAUCUAGGAGUUGUUUAAUUACUUCUUAAUUUCAUCCUAGUAAUAAUAGUUAAGUGAUCAACAACUAGAUCUAUAGCAUUUCGACGAAAUAAUAACAAAUUAUGAUGAUAAUUUUGAUUUUUACAGUGAAAAACAACUACACAGAAUUGCCAACUUUCUUACAUUAAUACCUCAAGGUAUCAAUAAAACAGGGUUAAAAAAUUAUGGAACUUUAGAAACAAAAUUAAGAGCCAAACAUAUGUUCAAUCAGUAAAUAUCAAGAUCUAUGAUUGAGAAAACAGAGUAAAUUUAAUAUUGGUUUAAUGAAGAAAUUCAACAAGCUGAAAAAAGUCAGCCAACCUAGAAAUUAGUUGGUUUGAGAAAUCUAUUAAAUACCUGCUAUUUGAACAGCUUUAUCUAAGCACUCUUUUGGAGUUUGGAUUUUAGAGAUCUUAUAAUGAAUAAGUUCAAAAGAGAAGAAAUUGAAUUUUUAAAACCCUUUAGUUUAAAAACCAGUUUCCUAAGAUGCUUCCUAUUCAUGGAUUCAAUGACUGAGGAAAUUGAUUACACUCCAUUAUUGUUAAAAAGAGCCUUGAGAGAACCCUACAAAACAGACAUCAGAUAACAGGAUGCUGCUGAAUUUGGAGUUCAUUUGUUUGAAGAUAUGGAAAAUAAUUUUGAUCCAACAGAAUAUUCAUAGAUAAAGGAGAUCUUUUAUGGUGUGUCAAAAUCUGUAUUCCAAUGUAAGAAUUGUGAGAAGCAAACCAAAGGUCCCAAUGAAGAAUUUAUGUACAUCACUUUGAACUUUGAAAACGAUAGAAAUGUGUAGGAGGAUAUAGAAAAAAUGAUCUGGAGGCAUUAAGUGAAUGAAUAGAUUACAUUUAAAUGUGAUUAAUGCAAAAAUACUAGUUAGAGUACAAGGACUCUAGAAUUUUCAAAAUUGCCUAAGAAUUUAAUCAUUUUAAUUAAUAGAUUUGAAUUUGAAUAAGGAAAUCGAUAUAAGAUAAACGAUUCAAUCAACAUUAAACCUAUUAUAUAGAUAAAAGAGAAUCAAAAGUCUUUAAAUUAUGAAUUAUAUUCGAUUAUUAUCCAUUUUGGACAAACCCCAGAUAUGGGACAUUAUACUGUUUAUUGUAAGGUGAAAGAAGAUUGGCAUAGAUUUGAUGAUAGUAUCGUAAGUAAAAUUGAUAGAGAUUUUACUAAAGUUCAAAGGAAUUUCAAAAAAGAAGAAACUCCGUAUUUGUUAUUCUAUCGAAGAAAAAACGGAUGA